AUGCCAGGAAGAAGAAGAGAGGCCCAAAUGCAGCUAGGGGAGUCUGACGUGCUUGAAGGCCCAGAGAAUGCUACUGCUCCAAAUUAUGCUAUUGCUGCGUCAAUGGUUUUUCCAUCUAAAAGGCUGAUGUGGCAAGUUUGUUUAGGAUUCCCUGACAGCUUUGCUGGGUAUAAUAGGGCAAUGAGUGAGGUGAGAGAGACAUGUUUUCUAUUUUGGUCCAGUGGGAAUAUUGGAGAGCAGGCCCUCUCAAAUGUGCCUUAUUCUAUCACUGUAAACACUUUCCUUCAUUGA
Messenger RNA from Dovyalis caffra, 291 nucleotides. Lineage: Eukaryota; Viridiplantae; Streptophyta; Magnoliopsida; Malpighiales; Salicaceae. The record is from the annotation of a GenBank genome assembly.